AUGCCACCACAAAUCAAACAAGAUCUCAAUCGCUCUGGAUGGGAAACCACCGACUUCCCUUCUGUCUGUGAAAACUGUCUUCCCGAUAACCCCUUCGUACAAAUGAUUAAACAAGACCACGGCGAAGAAUGCAAAAUCUGCACAAGACCCUUCACAGUCUUCCAAUGGAAAGCCGAUCGCACAGCCCGCAGCAAGCGUACCAAUAUCUGUCUAACAUGCGCGCGAUUGAAGAAUUGCUGUCAAUGCUGUAUGUUAGAUUUGAGUUUCGGAUUACCGAUUGUAGUUCGAGACGCGGCGCUGAAGAUGAUUGCGCCGGGCCCGCAAAGUGAGGUCAACAGGGAAUAUUAUGCGCAGAAUCAUGAGAAGGAGAUUGAGGAAGGGAAGGGUAUGGAAGAGUAUGAAAAAACCGAUGAGAAGGCUAGAGAACUCUUGAGGAGGUUGGCGAAUAGUCAGCCUUAUUUUAGAAAGGGGAGAAAGAUGAUUACGGAUGGGGAAGGUGGUGGGAGCGGUGCUGCCGGCGGAAGUGAAAGUGAGAAGGGUAUGGCUUUGGCGACUAAGGGACCGGGACCGAUACGAACACGAGAUGGACAGCCGAGCAGGGGUACUGGCCGGGGAGGUAGAGGCGGGAUGAGAGGGGGAAGAGCCUUCCCUAGUGCAGCACAAUUACCUCCUGGUCCUCAAGAUAUCCUACCACCUUCCGAUAGAUCGAUAACUUCGCUAUUCAUUACUGGUGUAGAGGACGACUUGCCAGAAUACAAAAUCAGGGAUUUCUUCUCACCGUACGGGAAAUUAAGAUCACUGGUCUGUUCGCACAUGUCACACUGCGCGUUCAUUAAUUACGCGACAAGAGAAGGUGCCGAAGCUGCAGCAGAAGCAUUACAAGGGAAAGCUAUAAUUGCAGGCUGUCCACUGAGAGUACAGUGGGGCAAGCCGAGACCAAUUGGUACCAUGGAUAAGGAUGAGCGCAUAGCCACAGGCAGGGAAGGACGAUCAGCGUUUUCGAGUUCGGGUUCGGGUGCACAGAGAAGAGCGAUUGAGGGUGGUGCUUCACAAGCUGCAGCUCCUCGGGAUGAUUUGGCCAGUAUGUCUGCUGUUGCUGCUCCACCCGGUGCAGGCGAUGUGCAAUAUGCUAGUCUGGCUGGCAAUUAA
Molecule: messenger RNA, 1149 nt
Organism: Sclerotinia sclerotiorum 1980 UF-70
Lineage: Eukaryota; Fungi; Ascomycota; Leotiomycetes; Helotiales; Sclerotiniaceae
Exons: 1
Coding region: 1-1149 (382 amino acids)
Cellular component (GO): Prp19 complex; U2-type catalytic step 1 spliceosome; U2-type catalytic step 2 spliceosome
Molecular function (GO): U6 snRNA binding; pre-mRNA binding
Source: RefSeq, a predicted model, not a curated record